GGCGGUCACAUGACAGCAGUCUAACCCGGAAACGAUAUGAUCAGCUGACUGCGGCUGAAGCUCGUCUCUCAAAACAAAACAAGCAGAUGUGAAACUUGAAAUGCGGCCGAGACAGAAACUUUUUUAAGGACUAAAUAAGCUGAAUUUUGGGGGGGACACGCUGGUUUCUGGCUCUGACGUUAAGUGGACUAUGAACAUCAGUGUUGUUGUUGUGUGGGGGCUGUGUCUCUCAUGCGUGUCCGCAUGCAAACCUGAACCAGAGACCCCCGACUGGAGGAUGACUCUGAAAACUAUCCGCAACGGAAUACACAAGAUUGACACGUACCUGAACGUAGCACUGGACCUGUUUGGAGGCGAUGAUGGACUGUGUCAUUACAGGUGCAGUGAUGGUUACAAGGCGAUGCAUCGCCCCGGGUACAAGCACCCACCACCCAAUGGAUGUGGCUCCCCGCUGUUUGGAUUUCAGUUUGACAUAGGAAUCCCAUCCAUGACCAAAUGCUGUAACCAACACGACCGCUGCUACGACACCUGCGGCCGCGAGAAGCAUGACUGCGAUGAGCAGUUCCAGGACUGCCUUGAGACCAUCUGCAGGAAUGUGCAAAGGACUCUGGGACUAGCCCAAAGUGUCAAAGCUUGUGAGUCAGCGGUGACUCUGCUGUUUGACGCCGUUAUGCACAUGGGAUGUAAGCCAUACCUGGACAGCCAGAGAGAAGCUUGUGUGUGUCAGUAUGAGGUGAAGAAGGAACUGUGACACAGCCACAGGAUCAAGACUGUGGAACAGACUGAUUGAAAAGCACAACACUGACAGAAGGACGCCGGCAAUAAACGUUUAUUUUCUCAGGGAUAGAGCCUCAGAAAUCUAUUAGACACAGUGAAUGUGAAGAGUUUUUAGAGUGGACAAUUAAUAUCUUUCCUAUGCAGAUAAUUAUUUAUAGUUUGUUAAUACUGUGUAAUGUGUGUCUCAUGUGAUGGACUAGAAACAGGGUGGUCAGGGUUUCCCUGGCUUUUGGAUGCUUGGUUAGCAGCCAGCACUAUUUUAUAGAUUCAUAAAUACUGAAGACGUUUUGUAUUUGACACUAAAAACUAAUUUGGCACUGAUUAUCAAUAAAACAUGGGACAGUGUACAGUUGGUACUCUUCCACUUUAUUCCAAUUAAAUGCUAAAACCAGGAUUUUUUUUUUACUUAGUGCACUGUUUCCAUUAAAAAAAAAAAAAAAAAAGAUGAAUAAUAAUGUACUUGGUGCUCUUUUUUCAAGAAAGUUCCUCUAACUAAAUUAACAGUCUCAGGAGUUUGUCUUAAUUUUUUCUGUAAUCAGCACCAAAUUUUCAUAGUUCUUUCUCAGAAACUUUGAAGAAAUUAUUAGGGUAUAAUGGGUCGUUAAAAAUAAAACACUACCACCGGGUCCCACAUCCCAUAAUCCUGAUUAGGAACGUGAUAAAUGACUUGCCGUAUUUGUGGUUCUUUAUAAAAAUGUGUAAAAUAUCACAUGGGGGGAGUGCACUGGUUAACUCAGAUGUGAUACAUGUGUGAAGAAAACCUGUAAAAAAUAAACAAACAUACGUUUCUUGAUAA
This is a messenger RNA of Larimichthys crocea (large yellow croaker), 1573 nucleotides long. RefSeq names its product phospholipase A2, group XIIA (gene pla2g12a). Gene Ontology annotation, molecular function: A2-type glycerophospholipase activity; calcium ion binding. Bases 191 to 751 code for a protein of 186 amino acids. Gene Ontology annotation, biological process: phospholipid metabolic process; lipid catabolic process; arachidonate secretion. The transcript is spliced from 4 exons. Gene Ontology annotation, cellular component: extracellular region. NCBI's taxonomy places the organism in Eukaryota, Metazoa, Chordata, Actinopteri, Sciaenidae. The record is from RefSeq and is a predicted model, not a curated record.